AUGAAGGAGGUUCGAGUACGCCGCCAGACUCGGCGCCUCCAUCACUGGCCCGAGAUUCAACUCAACAUCUGGCUCAUCGUGGUGCUGUCGGCCUCGGCGACAUGCUUGGGCAUAUUUUCUUGGUUCAUGGUCGUACAAUCGCAGAUGGAGUUGGGGACACCAUGGCUCUUCCCGUACAUGGUCGUUGUGAGCGCUCUCGGCGUGACCUUCUUUUUCAUUGUUCAAAUCCUCGUCGCUCGAGGGCCGUUGCUACCGGGCAUUCUUCUCGUCGGUAGUUUCAUCCUGUUUGUCCUGUGGCUGACAGGAUUGAUCGAGACCUCACUACAACUAUACGGAGUCUCGGGCAAUGUCAACGACAAUUGCCAGAUCUGGGUCGUCGAAAACGUGUCCUAUGGGAACAGCAUCAACACAUUGGCCUGGCUGACGCAAAGUACGAUCUGUAAUUGCUGGAAAACGGCCUUUGCGUUCGAGCUCGUGAACACUUUGUUCUAUCUGUGGAUGAUUUUCAUGUCGUGGCAGGUUCACCGAAAUUACUACCAUUGA
Molecule: messenger RNA, 543 nt
Organism: Penicillium oxalicum
Lineage: Eukaryota; Fungi; Ascomycota; Eurotiomycetes; Eurotiales; Aspergillaceae
Exons: 3
Coding region: 1-543 (180 amino acids)
Source: RefSeq, a predicted model, not a curated record